Messenger RNA from Ahaetulla prasina, 2297 nucleotides. It is a transcript of the gene SH3YL1, whose product is annotated as SH3 and SYLF domain containing 1. The record is from RefSeq and is a predicted model, not a curated record. The coding region runs from base 153 to 1154 and encodes 333 amino acids. The transcript has 10 exons. Gene Ontology annotation, cellular component: ruffle membrane. Gene Ontology annotation, molecular function: protein binding; phosphatidylinositol binding. NCBI's taxonomy places the organism in Eukaryota, Metazoa, Chordata, Lepidosauria, Squamata, Colubridae.
CAGGUGAGCAGCAGUAGCUGCUGCCGCAAUAGCCUCCGUCUUGCCCAGGCGAAGGGUUUCGGUGGGGAUGUGACCGUGUUCCUUUUCUCGCGUGGGUGAGCGCGCGGCUUUUAAGUCAAGAGGAGCUUUUCCAACCAGGGACGCCCGACAGAAUGAACAAUCCCAUACCUUCCAAUUUGAAAUCGGAAGCCAAAAAGGCUGCUAAGAUUUUAAGAGAAUUUACUGAAAUAACCUCCAGAAAUGGUCCUGACAAGCUCAUACCUGCCCAUGUAAUUGCCAAAGCAAAAGGCCUUGCAAUCUUGUCUGUUAUCAAAGCAGGAUUUUUGGUAACAGCUCGAGGAGGCAGUGGGAUAGUACUAGCUCGCCUGCCUAAUGGAGGCUGGUCUGCUCCUUCUGCCAUAGGAAUUGCUGGCCUUGGUGGUGGAUUUGAAAUUGGUAUUGAGGUAUCAGAUCUUGUAAUAAUAUUGAACCAUGAAAGAGCAGUUGAAGCGUUUGCAAAAGGUGGAAAUCUUACUCUGGGAGGAAAUUUCACAGUGGCAAUUGGACCUUUAGGGAGAAAUCUAGAAGGGGAUGUGGCACUGCGGAGCUCCGCUGCUGUUUAUACCUAUUGCAAAUCUCGAGGACUAUUUGCCGGAGUCUCUUUGGAAGGAACUUGCUUAAUUGAAAGAAAAGAAACGAACAGCAAGUUCUAUGGCCGAGAUAUUCGUGCCAGCGCCAUUUUGUUUGGUGAUAUUUCUCCUCCUCUUCAGGCACAAGAUCUUUAUGAUAUCCUUGAGUCUUUUACUCUUCAAUAUGAAGUUGAGGAAGGGAGAAGCUACAGUAGUGCACCAGUGGCCAAAGAACCAAGAAAGAAUUAUGUAAAGCAACAGCCAAGUAAGGCACCACAGAACAUUCCACCAGAAGCUCCAAGAACAUCAAACAGACUUUAUCCUGACCUUCCCAAGAACUACACUCCAAUUGAAAACUCCAAGUUCAAUUCUACAAUUGUGACAGCCAUAUAUCCCUUUCAAGGACAGCAGCCUGGAGAUUUGACUUUUAACGCUGGAGACAAAAUCAAGGUCACCACAAAAACGGAUUCCCAAUUUGAUUGGUGGGAAGGAAGUUUACACGGCAGGACUGGCAUUUUUCCUGCUAAUUAUGUAACACUGAACUAAAGUAUUUACUUAAAAAUGGCCUUAUACUUUCGAUUGAUAACCUUUUCUUAAGUAAACAUAAGACUGAUCAUUUUAUACUUUUUUGAUUCAGUUGAAUGUGGGCUCCUGUAGGAAAGAUCCAUUAAAGCACUCUUGUCAUGGUCUUAAUUUCCACUGCAGCCAGUGGUGAAAUGUAAAAUCUGUUACUACCGGUUCUGUGGGCGUGGCUUGGUGGGGGGAUAAUGUGACUGGGUGAGCGUGGCCAACUUUUUUUUUUUUUAAAGCAUUUUUUCUACAACCUGUUCGGCCAAAGAGGUGGUAGAAAAAAUGCUUUUAAAAGGCUCUGACGAUCCCAGCUGAGCCGCACGAUUAUCAGAGGCUUUUUUUUUUACUUUUAAAAGCAUUUUUUCAGCCAAAGAAAAAAUGCUUUUAAAAGUUAAAAGAAACCCUCUGAUGAUCACGCAGUUCAGCUGGGCAUUGGGGGGGGGCAGGGAUUUUUGCUACCGGUUCUCCGAACCACCCGCCGCCUUCGCUACCAGAUCAGGCGAUCCAGUCCGACCAGGAGCAUUUCACCCCUGACUGCAGCCCUCUGUUUUACAGAAAGGAGAUUGUAAAGAACAGAAGAGUCACAUACUGUAUGUCUCUUAUAUUCAGUUUUCCAUUCUAAAGCUAGAUAUUGCAUUGGAGAGGGAUAUGGAAACACUGUUGGAUUUUGUGGAAUUCCCCUAUUUUGUUCCAUGCUGCUGUUGGCAGAGGAAAUAAGGCUGCUAGAGAUCCAUAAGGGCUCUUCUAUUUAUGUGGAUCAGGCUUGUUUUACAGGAUCACUCUUAUCAUAUUUUUCAAGCUUUUUUAGAAAAUAAAUUCAAAAAUAAUAUUUUUCAUAAAUUUUAAUGCCUUUCUAUAAUGAACAAAGCAUAGAACUAAUUGGAAUGAACUACACGACAGGUGCUGCAUUUAAUAUAUUGUGUGUUUAAUAUGGUCUCAUUACUAAUUCAAAAUCCAACCUUAAAUUAUUUUCGCCAAGGGUCUUCUGUAUUUCUUCUGAACAAAAAAAGUUUUCAUAUUAGGUACUGUGUUUAAGAAUGUAAAUGUUAUUCCUUUGGAUUUAGUUUAAAUUGCUGUUUGUAUUUCUUAUAUCUAAGCUAAUAAAUCAUGAUGAGUAAA